CUCGGCGCGGUGGCAGCUGUUGGUGUGUGUGUGUGUUGGGUGUCGGCGUGAAGCGGAGCCGGGUCAGCGGGAGGUGACCCUGUGGGAGUGGAAGGGCCGUAUUUCUCUACCUGGACCGCAAGCUCCUCGCGCUGGGAGGGGAGAGCUCCAGAUGUGCUUUGAGGUCACAUUGACAUGAAUUAAUGGAGUCACCUUUGAUAACUUCACCUGGGAGAGAGACUUCUUUUUUAUUAAAAAAAAUAAGGAAAACAAGUAACCAAAGGAAUCAUGCCAAAUAUCACUCUACAUCUUUUUGUGUCAUCAGUAUCUACUUUUUAACCUAUCAAGACAAAUGGCUUUUACAUUAAAGAAAAUAAUUUGUUCAUUGAUAUUAACAGUUUGAAAAGAAUCUUCAUCUUAACCUAUAUAAUCAUAUAAAAUUGAACACAUAUAAAAACAUUUAAGGCCUUUUUUAAAAUAGAGUACUUUUUAGCUUUUGGAACUUCAACAUUGAAAUACCUUGUUUUUACUUGUCAAAAUCCUCAAAACAAUUGUAAUAGGAAAGAUAUGGACUUGGAAAUCUGCGUUAUUGUAACAGAUUGCUGUGAAUUUAAGUGGACAGUUCAAGACAUCAUCCAUUGCAUCAUCAGAAAUAUCACAUAAGUGAAUAAUUCUCGGCUUUAAUGCAGAAAAAGUUGCUUGAAGAUGGCUUGGGUGAAAUUCUUACGGAAACCUGGUGGCAAUCUUGGAAAAGCUUAUCAACCUGGGAGUAUGCUAUCCCUAGCACCAACCAAAGGCUUGCUAAAUGAACCAGGUCAAAAUAGCUGCUUUCUUAAUAGUGCUGUGCAGGUUCUGUGGCAAUUGGAUAUAUUCCGACGAAGUUUACGAGUUCUGACUGGUCAUGUUUGUCAAGGAGAUGCCUGUAUAUUUUGUGCUUUGAAGACAAUAUUUGCACAGUUUCAGCACAGCCGAGAAAAGGCACUUCCAUCAGAUAACAUAAGGCAUGCUCUGGCAGAAAGCUUCAAAGAUGAGCAGCGAUUUCAGCUUGGCCUAAUGGAUGAUGCUGCAGAGUGCUUUGAAAAUAUAUUGGAGAGAAUUCAUUUUCACAUAGUGCCAAGCAGAGAUGCAGACAUGUGUACCUCUAAAUCUUGUAUCACCCACCAGAAGUUUGCCAUGACUCUGUAUGAACAGUGUGUGUGUCGUAGCUGUGGAGCAUCAUCUGACCCUCUACCUUUUACAGAAUUUGUGCGGUACAUUUCUACAACAGCCCUAUGCAAUGAAGUUGAAAGAAUGAUGGAAAGGCACGAGCGUUUUAAACCUGAAAUGUUUGCAGAACUGCUACAAGCAGCAAAUACGACAGAUGACUAUAGGAAAUGCCCUAGUAACUGUGGCCAAAAAAUAAAAAUUCGUCGUGUUUUAAUGAAUUGUCCAGAGAUUGUUACAAUUGGUUUAGUCUGGGAUUCUGAGCAUUCUGACUUGACCGAAGAUGUUGUUCGGAAUCUAGCAACACAUCUCUAUCUUCCUGGGCUUUUUUAUAGGGUUACAGAUGAAAAUGCCAAAAACAGUGAACUUCACCUUGUUGGUAUGAUCUGCUACACCAGCCGACAUUAUUGUGCCUUUGCUUUUCAUACCAAGAGUUCCAAAUGGGUAUUUUUUGAUGAUGCCAAUGUGAAAGAGGUUGGAGCUAGAUGGAAAGAUGUGGUCUCCAAGUGUAUUCGUUGCCACUUCCAGCCACUGCUUUUGUUUUAUGCAAACCCAGAUGGCACAGCGGUUUCCACUGAAGAUGCACUUAGGCAGGUGGUCAGCUGGUCACAUUACAAAUCCGGUGCAGAAAAUAUCGGAUGUGAAAAGCCCACAAUUUAUAAGUCAGAUAAUUCGAAAGAAAAUGGAGUUGGCGACCAGGCCAAACAGAGAGAAAACCAGAAAUUUCAAACUGAUAAUAUGUCAUCAUUUAAUCGGAGCCACAUUCAGACAAGUGGAGGGAGAGGGCCAGUUAAGUUCACUCACAAUGAUCAAAGGGAAAAGAUAAGAGACAUUUCUAGAGAAUGUGCACUGAAAGCCAUUGAACAGAAAAAUUCACUUUCUCCACAAAGGAGAGAUUUAGAGAAAGGACAAAGAAAAGAUUUAGGCCGGCAUAAAGAUUUGGUUGAUGAAGACCUGUCACAUUUCAAAUCUGGAUCACCUCCUGCUCCAAAUGGCUUUAGACAAUAUGGAAAUCCACAUCUGUAUCAUAGUCAAGGAAAAGGACCGUGUAAACAUGACCGAGUUGCCCAUCAUGGUCGAGCUGCACAAGUAAUAAGUUCAAGUAAAUCCCAGAUUCUUGCUCCAGGAGAGAAAGUGACUGGCAAAGUUAAGGCUGACAGUGGCACUGGAUAUGAUACAGACAGCAGCCAGGAUUCGAGGGAUAAAGGAAGCAGCUGUAAUAGCAGCAGUAAAAACCGGAACCGAGGUUGGAAACCUAUGAGAGAAACAUUAAAUGUUGACAGUGUUUUUAGUGAAAGUGAAAAAAGGCAGCACAGUCCAAGACAUAAAUCAAAUAUCAGUAACAAAGUUAAAUGUAGCAAAGACCAGAAUUUUAGUAAUUGGCCAAAAGAGAAUCCGAAACAGAAAGGUUUAAUGACCAUUUAUGAAGAUGAAAUGAAGCAGGAAAUAGGAAGCAGAAGUUCCCUGGACUCUAAUGGAAAAGGAAUGGAGAAAAAUAGAGGCUUUGUAGAGAGUAAAAUUCAUGGUGACAAUUGGCAGAUACAAAGGACGGAGUCUGGAUACGAAAGCAGUGAUCACAUCAGUAAUGGAUCUACUAAUUUGGACUCACCUGUUAUUGAUGGACAUGGUACUAUAAUGGAGAACAGUGGUGUUAAAGAAAUAGUAUCCUUAAGUGAUCAGCUUAAGAUGAGUAACUCAAAUUUAGAACACAUGGACUGUAACUCCCAUCAGAAUAAAAACCACAUAGGAGGCUUUAGAAAGGAAUUUAAGAACUUGGAUGCAGGUUGUAAAUUUCCUGAGUGCCACCCGGAAUCACACUCACAAAUAAGAAGUCAUUUGUUAAAAAGGCCACAUAUCCAUGAAACCAAUGGAAAGUUACUUCCUUCAUCCAGCUCGCAAAUACUCAAGGAUCAUACUACUACAAGAGAGCACCUCCAACAAUCAGAAGAACAGAAGCUUGAAAAACUAAAUGAGUGGCUUCAUUUAGAAAAUUCUGAGAGAACAGAUUUCCCUUUUCCUGUUGAUGGUAAUUCUACUUCUGGGAAGAGAGUAAACCAUAAUGAAAUAAUGUCACCAUCUUCAUUGUGGUUUUCACACAUGAGAACUGUUGGGUUAAAGCCAGAAACCCCUUCUCUCAUCCAGCAGCAAAAUAUGAUGCAACAAGGUUAUUCUGAGAAUUCUCUAUCAAGAGAACAUGUAAUUCAGUCAACCUGCAGAGCUGAAGGUUGUCAGAUGCCAAAACUUUACCAGAAUUUACCACCCCCUUUGCCACCAAAGAAAUAUACUAUAACCAGUGUGCCACAAUCAGAGAAAAAUGACUCCAUACCUGAUGUUAAACUUACAGAGAUGCUUAAAGCUAAUUCUUCUAAUCUGAAGCACAAUUUAAGUACAGCUCAAGAGCCAAGGGCAGAAAUAAAUACAUUUAUGAAUGACGGAAGUUGUAAAGAAACAUUCCAAGCGAAAGACCAAGUUGGCAACAUACCCAACUACUCUUCCAACUCUUCAACUAAAGAUUUUCAGGCAAGCACAGGCCCAGUUGUUGAUGGAUUUUGCCAACCUGAACUAGACACCAGUUCUACAUGUCCAAAUGAGAAAAUGUCUUUAACUACAUAUUUUUCCGUUGAUAGCUGCAUGACUGAUACAUAUAGACUGAAAUAUCAUCAGAGGCCCAAGCUCUGCUUUCCAGAGAGCAGUGGCUUUUGUAAUGAUAACUCACUAUCUGAGAGUGAAAGAGGGUUAGGAGCUGUGUCACAUAAUAGUCUUGGUUCAGGCUGCCCUUCUGAACAAAGAUAUAAACCUAGCGUACACUGUAAUAGGUAAAUGAUGAAAUUGGGAAGCUUAUAUUCCUCACAGGCCGUUAAAAUAAAAUAGGAACCUACUGACCAAACCUAGAGAUGGAUAAAAUUAAGACUCAUGGCAUUUUUAGUCAUUUAUCAUUUUAACUUUGUUAUUUUGUGAAUAUAUUUGUUGAAUAUUAUAGAGACUUUUUUGGCAUGCCUUGGAACAAUAGAAAAUUGGGAAAUAUGUACCAACUCAUUUUCCAUAGCUACAGUUGAACAAAAAUUAAAUUUGCCCCUCUAUUAUGUGGCUAGUAGCCUGUUAAGUAUUAAUUAGUGCUCAAUGUAUGUCGAUUGGUUAACUAUGCUAACUGAAAAAUACCAGGAGAUACUUUGUCUAGUCAAAGUAGUCUUUGUUUUAUGAAGAAGCACUUUUUAAUGGGUAACAAAUGGCUUCACCCGUUUGUUUUUGACUUCUGUGAUAGUCUACUAGGUGAGAUCCCUUUAAGUGUCUUUAAAAAAACUGACCCAUGGAUUUUAUAGCAUUUUGAAAAAAAUGCCUUAAUGAUGAACAGUUUUAAAUCAAACCUUGGAGCUCAGAUAGAACUCAAUUUAGCUCUUAGAACUUUUUUAUUUUCAGAAUCUGCUUAACAUAAAUUAGGCCUUUGACUAUAUUUUCAUAAAUACUUAAGCUAUAUAAGCUAAAAGAUUAAAAUACUUAAAGUUUAGUGUAUUUAUUUGUCUUGUUACAAAUUUUUCUAAUUUUAUAUGAAAUGUGAAAAGUUUUUAUAUUUUGGUUUGGUUUACUUUGGACUGCUAAUAACCAGUGUUAGGAAUUAACCUUGGUCCCUCUUAUUGGGAAUGUCACUGCCUACAUUUUCUCUGGCUGUAAUCUUAUGUGCUUAAAGGUUGAUAUCCACUUGGCUUGAAUCUGAAAAUCUAUCCAGGUUUCCAGGUUAAAUCUUCACCUUCAUAUAGGGUGUUUAAUUUUAUUGACUGUUUAAUUAAUUUCUGUAUCCUUUCCUUUCCCUUAAACAGUGAAUCUACCCCAGCUAAUUUCUUGGAGAGGGCUUUCUUUUGAAAUUAAAAGUUUUCUUUAUUAUGGUAACCUUACCAGUGAAAAUAAGUUACUUUAAUUGCCUUGUUUCAUUAGUUGUCAUUUCCUUUGUACUAAGCUGGUAAACUAACUGUGGUUUAGAAUAGUUUUAAAAUAUCUACUCAAGAACUGAGAAUCACAGAAUUAAAAUUUUCUUUACAUUCCUAAAUAAACUUCAUGAAUAAAUCUAAUUCAACAAAUGAUUAAUCUCUUACCUGAUUCCAUAAAUUGUUAAAAUAUUCCAAAAUGUAAAUGAUUAAAAAUGAAUACUUUUCACUAAUUAGAAAAUAAUUGCUUAUAAAUGUCUAACUUCACUCUUACCAAAUGUUGGCCAGAUUUUAUAUUCUGAAAUCUGUAGAGAAGUUUUUACUGGCUUUUUCUGACUAUAAUGGUUGGUGAUUAUGACUUUAUAAUCUUUUAAUUUAGAAGUACUUGAAUACUAACUAAAUUUCAUCUUUUAAGAAAGCCUAUUUUUAACAAUUUUUUAGUAUGAAGGAUUUGUAAAUAGUGUAUAUCUUGUGAAAUUUUAUUUGAAAUGUCAAUAUUUUAAUCACUGCUUUUAUAACUUUGUAAAAUACUAGAAAAAUGAGCUUCAGGUAUUGUCAAUAGCUUUCAAAAACUUUGUGAAUUUUUACUUUCUAUGUGGUCAAAAUGUCCAGUUGGAAACAUAUUUCAAACAUUUAAACUAAUUUCUGUAUUUAACAGCAGUUACAUACAGUUCUUUCAACUCACAAUUGAGUUGUAAACAUCAGGUAGUUCCAGUUUUUGCCUAUUUUAAUGUACUCUCUGGUUGAAACCUCCCGAGUCCUGUCCAACUAAAACAUUUUAUGGCAACUCAACACUCCAUACAUUGUAUACAUAUAUUUACUAGUCAUUCACAUGUAAAAUUUUUACUUCUAGAGUGCCUAUUUAUUUUUAUAUAUGUUUGCAUCUGGUUAUUAUAAGCUUUUUUAAAAUAAUACAAUAAAAAUUGUAAAGUUUAAAAUAAUUAUUUUCAGAUGUAUUUUCAUGUGAAAUCACCUUCUGGUUCAACAAAUUUUGAAGAUAAACUGAAUUUUAGGUCAAUAUGGUUAGAAUUUUCUUUGCAUUCAUGAACUGUGAAUGGGAAAUAUAAGCCAAUUUAAGAUUUAAGGGAACUUGGAAUUUCACUGUUAAUAAAAUGUUAUCAUAGGCAGUUCCUAGAAGUGAAAUAGCAAACAGGUCUAAAGCAGAGUUGUAGAGAAGGAUUGAGCAAAUUUUCCACAAAACUACAGAUAGCAAAUAAUUUAAGACCAUUCUCUCUCUGUAACAGCUACUCAACUCUGCUUUUGUAAUAUGAAAGCAGCCAUAAUAAUAUGUAGAACAGUGGGGCAUAACUGUUUUCCAAUAAAGCUUUAUCAACAUUGAAAUCCCAAUUGCAUAUAAUUUUCAUGUCAUGAAAGUCUUUUUUGUUUUCAAACCUAACAAGUACCAGUAGCUUGCAUGUUUUCUAUAUACAAACAGGCAGCAACCAGAUUUGGUCCACUGAUCCUGGUUUGAUGACUUUGUCCUUGAGGAUAAUCUGUAUUAAAUGUCUGCAUUGAUGCUAAACAUCAGAAGUCCCUACCUGUACUCCCAUGCUACUUAGGGGCUGAGUGUUUUAUGAUUUUCCAAACAGGACCAGUAGGAUGUAUGAGGGAUCUUCAGCAGGUUCAUGGAAAAAUGCUUAUUAUGGGGGAAAAAUACCUAUGCACAAACUUAUUUUUGUGCCAGAAUAAAAAAUCUCUUAAUUUCUAACUGGCUUACAGUUUGCCCAGGAAAGUCAGUGGUGUAGCUUUGAACCAGGAGCUCAAGCAGAGAGAGGUAAUUUGCCAGUCCUCUAUCUGUGAUUUGGUCUAAGUCCUCAGCACUGGUAGAUGCCUACCCACACCAGGGUGGAGCAGGAUAACUCUUCCUUAGUCAACUGAUUCAAAUGGUAAUCUCUUCCAGCAACACCCUCUAAGACAUACUCAGAAAUUUAUUUUCAGCUAACUGGGCAAAUCUUAGCUCAGUUAAGCUGACACAUAAAAUUAAUUGCUACACCAAAAUAUCUGCAUCUGAUGGUCGUAGUAGUAGGCUAAUUUUAGCCUCAAAAGGUAUUAUGGAUUAUUAAAAGUCUGUAUGUGAACCACAGUGAGGUAUGUGAGAACUGUUAAUCCUCUCACAAGCCACUGCUAGGUGACUUGUUAACAAUAAAACCAAAUUCAGCCAUGGAAAUAAAUAUUUAUUAGACAAAAUUAUUAGUAAGCAGUGCAAAAAUAGUUCAGAGUCUGCUUGAUAAACUCAGCGUUCAGAUGUUUCCAUUGUGCCUUCCAUAAAAGGUUUUCUUUAGAUGUGACACUGUAAAGGCAUAACUGUUAAAUCAAUUCCAGACUUCCCUCAAAGAAUCAUUAUGAAAGGUAGACGAUACAGAGUUUAUCUAACCUCCAAGUAUUUUAGACAGUUCACACAUACUGAUUGCCACUAAUUUCAGUGCUAACAGCCUAUUUCAAAUGUCCAUUUAUAAACAGUUUCUUUAGGGUUAUUAGGAAUAGCUUCUUAGGUACUUAGAGUAGCUGCUUUGUGAGUGGAGCCCUUCUGAUUAAAUGUUAGCUGAUGACCCCUAGAAUGUAAAGUUUUCCUAAGUAACAUAGAUUUAAAAACAAUAUAAGCAGGGCCUGUGCUAUGGCAUAGUGGGUAAAGCUAUUGCCUGCAGUGCCAGCAUCCCAUAUGGGCGACAGUUUGAGUCCCGACUGCUCCACUCCCAAUCCAGCUCUCUUGCUAUGGCCCAGGUCUUUGGACCCCUGCACUCUGUAGGAGACCUGGAAGAAGCUCCAAGCUCCUGGCUUUGGAUUGGCACAGUUCCAGGGCUGUUGUGGCCAUUUGGGGAGUGAACCAGCAGUUAGAAGACCUCUCUCUCUCUGCCUCUCUAUAACUGCCUUUCAAAUAAAUACAUCUUAAAAAAAAAAAAAAAAUAGAAGCAUGUAUUUGGUUUAGCAGC
Messenger RNA from Oryctolagus cuniculus (rabbit), 8032 nucleotides. Lineage: Eukaryota; Metazoa; Chordata; Mammalia; Lagomorpha; Leporidae. The record is from RefSeq and is a predicted model, not a curated record.